Cercospora beticola is the source of this 1098-nucleotide messenger RNA. RefSeq lists its product as uncharacterized. NCBI's taxonomy places the organism in Eukaryota, Fungi, Ascomycota, Dothideomycetes, Mycosphaerellales, Mycosphaerellaceae. The record is from RefSeq and is a predicted model, not a curated record.
AUGGGUGCUCUAUGUUGCCGCUUGGCAGCCGUUCACCCGAUCAUCUUUCGUUCACCACAUGCAUCGUAUGAGAAGCUCGAUCUACGAAUCUCUCCUUGCGCCAUCAAACCAUCACGCAUCAUUUCUGGUCGACAGGACAAAGCCCCUUUACCAGAGAACAACACACAGAAAGGCUUUGUCGGCAUUGCGCCACACGACGAGACAAAGCACCCCAAGCACUUUUGCAAAGGGCGCGUUUCCACUAGCGUGCCCAAAAACAAGGGCAUUAUGCGAGGCAAUAGCACGCUCGAAGAGAACGUGAUAUAUCAGCAUGAGCAAACUUAUGCGCACAUCCUCGCACGAAUCAUCGAAAACAAAAACAUGACUGCCAAUCAAGAAAUUGCCGAAGCCACCAGUGUGGCCACGAUGCGUAGUCGUCUCCAGGACCUCCCACAAGAACUCUACAAUGAGAUCUACGACUUUACCUUUACCGCCGACGCCAAGAUCCGGGUCUCCAUCUCGCUCGACUCGACCAUGCCGUCGGCGGAAUGGAUCGCCAAACGAUACCCAAGCCACCUUGUUGGCGUCAAUGAGCAACUUCCAGACCUAUCUCGCGUUGAUCGACACAGCCGCCAGAAAUUCUUGAAAUCCUACUUCGGCAAUCCAGACUCCAUGUUCGUUGUAUGUGGCUUCAAAGAGAUACAGAACUGGGCUCUGCUUAUGGACCCAGAAAUGCUUGCGCUUCUUCCAAAGAUUUACUAUCUUGGCUUCUUGACCGAGGGUCUGCGCGAGAUUCUGCGGCAGCGUAUCGACAUAGAAUUUGCGAAUAAGGUGGAGAGCAUCAGCCAUCUGCGCUUUCGAGAAGUUUUGGAUGCUCGGGUCAAAAAGCACGAGGAGAGAUCCGUUGCAGGCCAGCUUGGCGCUUCUGCCGUCCCUCGGCAAGCAUUCGCUGGAGACGAGUAUGGAAGGGAGACUUUCAAUGUCAGAGGCGCCCCUCUGCGCCGCAAUGGUAGACUGGUUCAUCCGAACCCGAGAGCGCCCUCACUUCGAGCCAGAAGAGCACUGCGCGAUAUCAUCUUUCCUAGAGGGAGGCACGGAGGAAGCGACCCAAGACGCUGA